UAAGUACAUUUUAGCAUAUUUAUUUUUCACUAGGGUACAAUAUAAGCAAACCUGAUCAGUAGUCCUCCAAAGAGAAUUGUUUAACACUCUUGGGUAAUGAUGACAAAACAGUUUGUGUGUGAUACACAUAUAAAGUGGUCAAGCCAGCUCUUCUGAAACACAUCAUAGUUUUUCUUUUGAAUGAUUACCAAGUUAAAGGGAAUGCAACAGCUGUCUGCCACUAUAUUAAACUGAAGUGACAACUAUUUAUCUAUUAGUCAUCUAACUUCAUGGACAACCUGACAUUCAGAUACAGCAUACUCUUAAUGGAGGGACUACAAGUUAAACAUCUGUCCAAUCAUCUUGCAUUCAUCAUUUUUUUGCUUGCUUACAUAUUUAUUAUAGUAUUUAACAUUGGGAUUUUGAUUCAGAUCUCAGUGGAAAAAAGGUUACAUCAGCCUAUGUACAUUCUUUUCUGCAAUUUGCCACUGAAUGAUUUAUUAGGCACAACCGUUCUUUUGCCACGCUUGAUGAGUCAUAUUUUAACAGACCCCUCUGAGCGCUACAUCACAUAUGUGGAGUGUGCUAUGCAAGCUUUUUUUGGACAUGUGUAUGGAACUGCAUCCCACACUAUUCUAAUGAUCAUGGCCUUUGACAGAUAUGUGGCCAUUUGCAAUCCAUUGCGAUACCCAACUAUAAUGAGCAAUAAUAUGGUGGUUAAACUGUCGGCAGGCGCCUGGGGUGCUGCAAUAGUGCUGGUGGGAAUUCUGAUCGGCCUCAGUUUACGUCUGUCUCACUGCAGAUCUGUGAUUCAAAAUCUGUUUUGUGACAACGCUUCACUAUUUAAACUGUCCUGUGAAAAUACAGUGAUUAAUAAUGUAUAUGGAUUGACUUUUACUGUGGUUUUACUCACCUCCUCACUGGGGUGGGUGUUAUUGACAUAUCUCAGAAUAGCGAUGGUAUGCUUCAAAAGCAAAAACAAAGCAACCAACAGCAAAGCAAUAAAAACCUGCAGUACUCAUCUGGCUGUUUAUAUAAUCAUGAUGGUUACUGGAUUCACUGCCAUUUUGCUUCAACGUUUCCCUGCAUACACUGAAAGUAAAAAUAUAUCUAGUGUAAUUCGCCAAGUUAUUCCACCAAGCUUGAAUCCUAUAAUAUAUGGUCUACAAGCCAAGGAAAUAAGACAGAGACUGUUUAAACUUAUUUACAAAAAUAAAGUUAAUUCAAUGUGAUUUUUUGUUACGUUACAUUUUGCUAUAUUUCUAAUUUUCUUUGAGUGUUAAUGACAAAGUUUAAAUAUACAUUGGUCUACAUUUCUAUUUCAUUCUAAACAUUACUUGUGUGAAUAGCCUAUAUAACAUUAUAUGCAUGGAGGGCAUCAACCUUGUGAUAAAUGUGGACAGUGGAAAUAUAAAAUACAUGCUAAUAAGAAGUAUUUUAUGUCCCAGGAAAACAUGGAAAUCACUGUAAAACUUACAACAAUUAAAACACAUAUUGACCAUAACUUCUGAACUUUGUGGUUUAAUCUAAUCAAAAAUGUGGAAUUUAAAAUGGAUGUUAUAAUAUUUUUUAAAAAAAUAAUGUUCGUA
Messenger RNA from Megalobrama amblycephala (Wuchang bream), 1568 nucleotides. Its product is annotated as olfactory receptor 146-like. Gene Ontology annotation, biological process: G protein-coupled receptor signaling pathway. Gene Ontology annotation, cellular component: membrane. The transcript is spliced from 2 exons. The record is from RefSeq and is a predicted model, not a curated record. The coding region runs from base 270 to 1211 and encodes 313 amino acids. NCBI's taxonomy places the organism in Eukaryota, Metazoa, Chordata, Actinopteri, Cypriniformes, Xenocyprididae. Gene Ontology annotation, molecular function: G protein-coupled receptor activity; olfactory receptor activity.